Messenger RNA from Prunus armeniaca (apricot), 465 nucleotides. The record is from the annotation of a GenBank genome assembly. Lineage: Eukaryota; Viridiplantae; Streptophyta; Magnoliopsida; Rosales; Rosaceae.
AUGUCGAUUCCGGAUGAGGACCACUUGACUACAUGCAUUGGGUGUGGAAGAAUUCUCCGAUGGGAUGGCAAGGGUUCUUUCAGUGGUAAAUCAAAAAAACCAACCGUUGUUUUGGAAGCGAUAACACCUUUUGACACAUGGAUCUGGCAUGCUUUCUUUGGAAUCCCGGGGGCCCAAAAUGACAUCACCAUACUCGAGUGUUCACCUCUCUUCGAAUCCCUCACGGAGGGUAACUUACCUCAACUAGACUACUACAUCAACGGUCGUCUUUACAACAUGGGGUAUUACCUUGCUGAUGGUAUCUACCCAAAGUGGGCAACACUUGUCCAAUCAAUUAGACAUCCUGAGAAUGUGGCAGAGGAGUAUUUUUCCACCAAGCAAGAGGUAUACCGUAAGGAUGUUGAAAGAGCUUUUGGGAUUCUUCAAGCUCGAUUUGCAAUCGUUAGGCAACCGGCAAGAGGGUGA